GUGUGUGUGUGUGUGUGUGUGUGUGUGUGUGUGUGUGUGUGUGUGUGUGUGUGUGUGUGUGUGUGUGUGUGUGUGUGUGUGUUUGUCUGUCUCUGUCUGUCUGUCUGUCUGUCUGUCUGUCUGUCUGUCUGUCUGUCUGUCUGUGUGUGUGCGUGCGUGCGUGCCUCGGGUGUAGUUUUAAUUAGUCUCGUUUGCCUGCAUGUGUGUGUCUGAGGUCAAGUGCAAACACGUUAGUAAGUGAGUGCGUGCUUGUUCAAACGCACGUGUAUACCCACCACGUGUGUGUGUGUGUGUGUGUGUGUGUGUGUGUGUGUGUGUGUGUGUGUGUGUACGUCAUUCUGUUUUCUUCAUUUAUUAUAUACGCUGAGAUACGUGUCCUAAUCUCAGCAUAUAAACUCGUGCACAGAUGUGUGUGUGUGUGUGUGUGUGUGUGUGUGUGUGUGUGUGUGUGUGUGUGUGUGUGUGUGUGUGUGUGUGUGUGUGUGUGUGUGUGUGUGUGUGUGUGUGUGUGUGUGUGUGCAUACGUGCAUUAACGCACAAGCAAAUAAUAGAACGUGAAUAAAAACUGAAGACAGGUGGCCGCGGUGAGGGCGUGGAGGCGCGCACCGUGACAGCAUAUGGCGUGGGACUAGCGGUGGUGGCAGUGGUGGUGGCGGUAGUGGAGUAUUACCUGGUUACCUGAGGGAAGAGGAAGGCUGGGGUCGGCCUGUCUUCCCUCCCCCCCGGGCCUGUACACUGAGCUCAGUCAUCGCACCGCCGCGCUCAGCUCCGGGACGCGCUGCUGUACAUCCAAGGGUACACACUGCUAGCCUUGUAGUGAACCACGGUAGUAGCAGCAGUAGUGGUGGUCGAGGUGCUACGCGAGUACUUAUAAAACACGUACAUGGAACUAUACCAAUUGACUGUAUACAAAAACGAGAGUAGUGAUUGAAAAGUGUGAUGAAUCGUGCAAGUCACCCAAAUGAGGAGAGUGUUCAGUGGUGAUCCAGGAGUUAGGAGUGACUGAGUGCCGCAUCAAGGUCGCCUCACACUGAUUGCUACUCAUCCCUGUUCCGGUACCCGCCAAUCCUUCCCUCGCCGUCCUCUCCCCCGCGAUGAGGUGACGGUCCCAUCCCGCGCUGCUGUGAGGGCGGCGACUCACGACCCGCCACCGAGGAAAUCAAUUACAUCAUCAGGUGGCGCACAACGGGAUGAGGCGGCGGGAGGCACUGAUGGAGGAAGGCGACCCCCACCCCACGGAGGACGGGAAGCCGGUGGAAAAUGUAACGGAAGGGAGAGAAGUGGAGCUAGAAACUACGCCAGGGAAGGUGGAAGAGGAAGAGAAGGAACACGAAGAGAACACCGUAGCAGAGUCAAGAGCCCUGAACAGCACAGACGGCGUGGAGGGGCGAGGUCACCAUGGCGUGCUGGAGGGUCACCGCCCAGCCAAGAUCAUCGUGACAGCAAAUCGCAGACGAGGCCACCCGGCGGAGGACACCCACGCCCUGGACCGCAACCUGCCUCCCCCCCGCCUGAUGGAUGCCCCCCACCAUCCUCCCCACUCGGACUACCUCGUUAACUACCCAGGGGCCAGGUUAAGGGUUGCCGCUCCCCGCCCCUCUCACCACACAUCACAUAGGGUGGAGGAGGCCGUCAACAGGAGGGAAGAGCCCCAUUCCAUUAUGUUCGGCUCGUCAAGUCUCUCCACCAGCACCUACCACCACCACCACCACCCCACCCGCCACAGGGAGGAGGACUACCGCGCAGGUCACGUGGUACCGCGGGAGCCAAUCAAGUAUUACAAAGCCGGGGGAGUGUCGCCCACACCCGCCACCCUCGCCCAGCCCACGCCGAGGCCCCGCACGCACCCAGGCCAACCCCCGCGACCACCCGGGCCCCUGCAUGACCCCCAGCAACCUCCCCACCUACACAUGCAGCCUCCCCCCACCCCCGAGCAGCCCUAUCACCCCCCAGAGCAGCACCAGGAGUCAGGAUCCCCCCCUUUCCGCCCCUCUAAGCUGCUGCCCCCCACACGCCGCUCCACCACCGCCACUACCCCCGCCGCCUCCACCCGUAACCCCCACACGCAGCAGAGUGAGUUACGAGACAUCCUUCACGUGAACAGAGCGCAGUCUCUCCCCCGCCGUCCCUCCCCGCCACGUCGCCCCAGCACCCCGCCCCGUUCGCCCCCACGCCAGCCCAGCCCAUCACCCCCUCCCCCUGCACGCCGCGGACAAGUCGUGAACGCUCCCAGACCGGCUUUCUCAGUUCUGGCCGCAGGGGAGGACGCCACGGCUUCCCUCACGCCCCUGGCCACCAUCAGCAAGUCCGGGGUACCGAGAACAGAGAUAGGGCACCGGGCGGGGGGCGUCAGCAGGGGCCGCGACUCCCCCACCAGGCCACACAGGAGACCCACUGGCCGGGUCACGAGGCCUGCCGGGGGGCGCUACACAUUCCUGUCUGGAGAGGUGUACACGCCCCCGCCCCUCCAGCCGCGCCCUUCACACCCACACCCACAGAAACCCUUCUUCAGGAUUACAACACGCAGGCCGCUGGGUCAGGAGCUGGCUGUCAUCCCUUACAAGGAAUCCUACUCCACCUUUGAGCCCAAGUACGUCAAGGACACCAUAGCCGAGAUGGAAUUUGAGCCGAAGACGAUGCCCGCCCCGCCGCCCCCCGCCGCGCCCGCCGCCGUGCACUGGUUCCUGAUGCCCGUGCAGGGGUGGUUCGUGCUAUCCAUCAUCCUGGCGGCGCUGGUGGUGGUGCUGGGUGUGGGUAGCGCCUUGCUCUACUCCAGCCUCAGGAAGCAGAAGAGGAAGAUGAAGCGGCUGACGGGCGGCUCCGCAGUGAUGCUGUCGGCGUGCAGUGACCCAGUGAAGCAUGAGGCGUGUGGCUGCCGCGCCCUCGCCCCGCUUGUUCGCUCCCACACGCUGCUGUCCCGCGCCUCCAUCAUGACCAGCCGCGCCUCGCAACGUUCCCUGCGUUCCCUCUCUCUCCCCAGACACCCCGCCACCGUCCCCUCCCCGCCCCAGAGUCGGGCUGGUGGCGGGAUGCGGUCGCUGCCCACAUCCACCCAGCACGAGAAGGAGCGAGACACCACCUUCGACUCCAUCACCACCACCAACACACAGCUCGAAGUGGAAGACACGCCGCCGCCGCUGGCACCCAAGAAGUCCUCCCUGUCUGGUAUGCAGGACGCGAAGGGAGGAGGCCGGGAGAGCAGGCUGGGCAUAGAGGGCAGGGGCGGCAGCAGGGACAGCAGGAUCGGAGCGUAUGACGGGAGGCACGGGGUCGGCGGCCUGCAGGGUGAAGGCUAUGGGCGGGGCAGCUGCCAGCAACGACACACUAUGCCCAGUGACGUCCAGCUGACCACCAUCUACCCUCCUCCGCGGCGCUUCGAGCUGUAGGGGGGCGCCAGCCACGUCUAGACUGUGGGGACGGCGGCAGCUGCUCUGGUUGUGGCCCGUGACGCGCGGGACAGGAGAGGAGCAGGGUCUCUUGUACUUGACUGAAAUUUUCACCACCAAGUCUCCGUAAUGUUUGUGGCCAUCAGUGACUGGGUCAUACUUACCAGCAGUGCUCGAACCUCGCCGAACGACACUCGAAGUACCUUGUUUCCCCUUCAUCUUCACUUCGGUGGUUCGAACCUGACUCGCGCAGUCCAGUCGUCACGCAGAUACGCUUGUGGGUAUGUUCUGUCGUGCAUGUCUACAAUUCUCCAGUGAGAGAAAGAGUUGCAAGACCCAGAAGCUUGGCUCCCACCUCGGCCUCCUCCCCGGGCCGCACAUGAGUGACAGCCUUGCCUCUCACCACCAUGAGGUUCACGUUCCUCCUGACAAAGUCCAAUUCUCCAAGAGUCACAAACCUAAUUCAGACAUGCGUGUCCCGCCACCGCUACCUCGUGCUGCAGCAGAGCAGCCCGCGCCGACCCCCCAGCCUGGCGUGGCGCGACUCGUCGCCGACUGGACUCACCUGACACACGUGUGUGUGUAUGUGUGUUUGUGUGUAUUCACGUUUUUUCUUGGGUUGAUUGUUUUUAUUUGAUGAAAGAGUAAAAUAAAGCGUAAAAUAAAUAAGAGCACGCUAACUAAUCGGACACCACUCUUGCUUUGCAAAUACUAAUAAAUAACUUAAUGAUUUUCCAUACUCUGCUGUAUAUUUACUGGAUAUUUCCACGAAAACUCAGAAAAGUGAAUGGGUUACUGAACAUAAAGGUGAGAGGAGAUACAAGCCCCUCGCUGUCACUGAGGGAGAGGCGCUGCAUCCCGCCACGCUGGCAGCAGUAAGCAGUGGCGACGCCUCGCCAUGAAGAGAUAAUCUCCGCCUCGGAGGGCGCGGCUCGCCCCUCACAGCUUCCUCUCGCCACGCAGGGAGGGGCGUGCCGCCUCUGAGCUCUUCACAGCAGCACUCGUCCCGCAGUAGACGCAACGAGAUCCGUCACGUCUCGGAAACCGCACAGCAACUUAGUGUUUUGUGUCAACGGUUCGUCAAGAGCAGUAUUGGCGAGACAAAGGAGAAAGGCAGUGAAACACUCAUCAAUACUGUACAUGUAUAUUCAUAUUAAUUCACAGUAAAUAAACUACAUAUAACUUCUGGAAUAUUUCAUCCGAGGACUUGCAAGGCUCCGUGGGGAGGCGCUCCCUCCCCUCCCUCAGCCCGCCACAACCCACACUUACAAAGGCCGCACACUGAACAGAGCGGAAUGCUAAAGUGACCCUUCCUCCUCGCCGCGACACAGCUCCAGGGACAGCAGGUAAUACUGUGUUCACGCCGCAUCGCUGCACCGCCGCCCUGCUCGCUGUGGCAUUUGCUGCACCACAAUUACACUGGAGAGAUUAGGUGAGGGCGUCUGCCUCACUCUUCCUCCUGGCACAAGAUGCCACGCUGCCACACAGCCACGCUGCCACACUCUAGGACUUAUUGAUUAUUGUCAGCGAUAACGUGAUCACCAUCCUUACAUUUCUCAACACUACUAGUCAUAAUGACAAAAUGUUUGUGCCAGAAUAAUAAUAUUUCUAUAAAACUUCAACGCCUUAAACUGUACACAGAAACUCUUGAUAACAUUUCAUUUUUAGUAACAAGCAGGCACUACCAACAACAACCUAUAGAGGUUUUAUGUUAUAAAUAUUCAUAGGGGGAAACACUUAUUGUUCUGGACACAUCAGGUUAUCUGAAAAUCAUGCAGCGUCCCGCCUCGACCCACGACUACAUGGCGUGUGUUGUACAUUGUUGGGCACGUGAGGGUGAGCGAGGAGGCCGUCGAGGCAGGACGCUGAGUGUGCACAGCAGGGCACAGCAGAAAGUCAGAUGAAGUGCCUGUUUAGCUUCCAUCUUAAUACAGGAGAGUAUCAUUGAGAUGCCGUGGGCCUGAGGGCGAGCAGGUAUAUACAUACAUACAUAUACAUACUACAUUCAUACUCGUACAACCUGACUUGUGGCUGGUCGGCGGCGCUGCUUCGCGGCUCCUGCGGCGGGAGGGACUACAAGGCCAGUUUUUGGUUGAUGACUUGAAAGCGUUCCCUGGUGAGGUUCAUCACGUCCACCGCCAACUCCUCCACCGUGGUGUAGCGCACGCUGCUGAAGCUGAACAGGUCCUGCAGCAGGCCCACGAUCUGGUCCUGGGGGCGUAAGGGUCAGUCAGGGAACAGAGGGUGCCUUGAUAUGCGUGUGUGUACGUAUGUGUGUGAUGACAGUAAACUGAAUGUAUCUCGGAUAUAUGUGAAUGUAGUGAAGGUAGUGUUUGGUCGUAUUACUGAUGAUGUGAAGGUGGAAUGUUGUGAUGCAGAGCAAGUGAACAGUCCAGACCAAGCCAUAGAUCACUACGCUUGGCUGAGUGACAUUAGAUAAUAAGGUCCAUUAAGCAUUUGUUGACGAAAUGUAAAUAAUUCAGUGUAGUAAAGUUGUUGACGAU
Molecule: messenger RNA, 5890 nt
Organism: Scylla paramamosain (green mud crab)
Lineage: Eukaryota; Metazoa; Arthropoda; Malacostraca; Decapoda; Portunidae
Product: NHS-like protein 3
Exons: 13
Coding region: 1191-3386 (731 amino acids)
Biological process (GO): actin filament polymerization
Cellular component (GO): actin filament
Source: RefSeq, a predicted model, not a curated record